Molecule: messenger RNA, 3051 nt
Organism: Polychytrium aggregatum
Lineage: Eukaryota; Fungi; Chytridiomycota; Chytridiomycetes; Polychytriales
Exons: 9
Coding region: 133-2865 (910 amino acids)
Source: RefSeq, a predicted model, not a curated record
CCAUCCGCACCAUCUGCACCAUCUGCACCAUCUGCAAGACUCGCCUCUGCAGCUGCCCGAGUCCGGCUGCCCCCUCUCCCCAUAUCCGAUUCCGCGAGGCUGCAGAGCCAGACGGUCCACAGCGCCGCCAGGAUGGGCGAUCCGAAUGCGGCCUUGCACGAACCGCCGCCUUCGUCGCUGUGGCAUCCAGCUCAGCAUCGGCUCGUCGGUGGUCUGCUCGAGAUUGUCCUGCGUCCUGGGCCAUACGGCGAGCAUAGCGCCGAGAAGAAACUCACCACCAAGCUGCUCCCCAUACUCGUCUCCCAGUUUCCUCCCCCCGAGUCCAGCCAGGGCUCGUUGUUGAUCGACCCUUCAUCCCGCGUAACGGCUGUUCGCAUCGUCCUGGCGGCCUUGAAUUACUCGCUGUGUAUCGAGGAUGUUGCAUCUGAUCUCCCGAGGAGCUUGGAAUCGACAGAGCGACAACUGGACUCUGCCGUUUCCCAAAAGACCGCCUCCAGACCGGAUGUGGGCCUGCGGAUAUCGCUGCACAUCCGGUUUCUGCUGCUGAAGCUUCUUGUGCUCUUUCUCAAGAAGCUCGAUCGCUCCAAGCUCCAGAGGGUAUUUGCAUCACAGCCCAUGUCGCGGGUCGGCUCAGACACUAUUCAAAACUAUCAUCCAUCGAGCUUUCCCGAGAUCCGAAGCGUCAUUGUCCAGUCCGCUACGAGCCUGCUCGAUCUCAAGGCACACCCUUUCCUGCUGCACAAACACAAAGAGAUACCCCAGCAGACCCUCAAGCUAUGGGGAAUGCUUGCCGCGUGCCUGGCCUUUAUGGUGGGCGGAUAUGACGACAUUCGACAAGAGCAGGCGCUGGUCGCUGCCGAGGGCUUUGCCAAAGCCAUAUUCAAGCGGGCAUCAUCCAUGGUCCGCAAGGACUACGGAGGACUGGUCGAUCAAAUGAAGGUCUCUAUUUCUCUUCUCGGCGAAAGCUCGCGGUUACUCCCUGUGUCGGUUCACUCCGUUUCGCCGCCUGACUCGGUUCAUCUGCUGGGCCAUCCCAUCAUUUUCCUGAAACACAUAGUCAACCCUGUGAUGCGAGUCGGCCUGUGGAGCCCUGAGUGCCGCAAGCACAGCUCCAAGGUGUUGGCAUCUAUUCGCGCGCUCAUCGUGGACUUUCAGCAGGGAUGGGGCGACUCGGACGAAUCUCGACGGUGUAGGCCAGGAACACAGGAUCUGUUGAAUGACUCUGUGGGAGAGCAGAUGCGUCUUGUCUCCCGGAUAUCCGAGUACAUAUCCAAGCUCUCGGAAUCUCUCGUUGAAACAAUUGAUCCCAUCGGGUGGCGAGGUUACAGUGCCCAGCCGGGAUCGUCACCGCUGGCGUCCCUGGUGCUCAAGACAGAGUUGGGAGACUGGAUAGCAACUUGGCUGGAGAGCAAGCAAGCAGUGGUGCUCCUCCAGAGCUUUGCGAUCCCGCUGCUUGCACAAAUAGGGUCAGACGAUCACUGCUGGCGCUUUUGCGAGAACCUGAUUAUCCGAGUCUACACCGGUGGUCUCGACAAACCGGACAAACUGGACAAAGGCAACUGGACAUCAACUGGAGUUUCCGAAGUGGCUGAGGCCGUGGCCAAGUGGCUUCUCUCGACCGCCUGUCUGCGAUCCGUCGAUCCGCGUGCCUCAAUUAGCCGGUAUCAGCGCCGAGCGCUCCCAUCCAUUUCCAUCAAGCUGCCAAGCCUGAGUGCGCUAAUCAAUUUAAGGCUGAUGUGCAUUCGUCUUAUGGCACAGAUAUCCAACCACCUGUUUCCGAUAUCAAUGUGCCUUCUGUCGCUCUUUGACGACCCUUCCUAUCAAAUUCGACUCGCCUCAGCGCAUGCGCUGGCGAUUCACAGCCUCAACGGCGACCCGUGCCAGCACAUUGUCCAUCGCGAAGAUGGGCUAUGUCGGUCAUAUAGGGAUGGUUUCUCCGACCCUCAUUCCAACGACUUGGUACUGUCGCCACUUAGACAUUCCCUUCAAGCCAUCUUCCGGGAGUUGACCGAGUUUUGGACGUCCGAAAGCGAGCCUGUCACGACUCAGGAAUGCGAGGUUUUUGGCUCUUGGACCUACUUUGUGACGGCGCACUGCUUCGCUGUUUGUCCGUUUCGACUUUCCCAGGACUUUCCAGUGAAUCUCGCUCGUGAUCCAGGGAAUCCACCAGGGCCACAGCGCGCACCUCCGGUUCGAUUUGCGUUUAUGCAGUUCUUCACAGAUCUACUCCACCACUUGCUCCUGUACCAACAGACAGAUUCCAGACAAUCGGCUGUCAAUCGACUCUCGAUCGCCCUGGUAACCAAGGGGGCCAUCGAAGGCACCGGCUAUGGCAGCGAAGCGGCGCCAUAUUGCUGCCUCGAUGCCCUAUCAACCGCUAUACCGCUGCUGUGGCGUCUCCGACGGGACUCGGAAGUCGCAGUUCGGAUGAUGUGUCUGGAGACUUGUGCAAGCUGCAUUGGCGUUCCCCCGUAUCCAGGAUCACCCGAUCGCAUGGAAUCCCCUGAUGGCCGACUCAGUCCAACGCGAGACCCGUCGGUGCCCGAAUCUAGUCAACUCGCGGACUACAAUAUUCUCUCGACCCUCUACGACAUUGUCAGGGGCUGCCCCUUUGCAUCGCCCUCCAGUGACCGCCUUUCCAGUGACAGGUCCGAUUACGGCGAUCCUGUCGAUCAAUGUGAAGACAUUUCAGCGCUGGUCGAGCGAAUCUUGGGAUAUGGAAAGAAGUGGCAUCUCGCAGCGCUGUACUACAACUCGCAUGAGUCGCCGGGCAGCGACGCGCCUACAGAUUUCGGCAGCGCCUAUGCACCGACAGGGUUUACCAAGCGACCAAGCUUGAGCACGCCCGCGCGCACUGGUCGCUGAGCUCCUUUCCCCACCGGAUUUGAACUACAAACGAUUCGCUGAGCCCUCACGGCCGCUGGAUGAGCCAUGCGCCCCUCGCUUGGCUAGGACCACAGAGCCAUCACAUCACCCCAGCCACGCGACAGCGGCAAAGGAUUCUGGCGAGCACCUCUCUUCGGACGAGGGCAACAUCAUCAAUUCAUUCUA